Molecule: messenger RNA, 2150 nt
Organism: Acanthaster planci (crown-of-thorns starfish)
Lineage: Eukaryota; Metazoa; Echinodermata; Asteroidea; Valvatida; Acanthasteridae
Source: RefSeq, a predicted model, not a curated record
AUAGAGCAGUACAAGCCCGAAUAUUGAUCAACACCACAAUCUGAAUUCUUGUAGGAAUUUUAGCCGAAUCUGUGAAGCAAAAUUUCUACAGUCACACACAGUAGGACAUCAGUUAACCGUACUUCGUUGAGCACAGUAUGGUCCAACUGAAAUCAUGUAGAAUAUGGUCAAAAGAAAGAAAGGGGUAGAUUGUAUCAUCGACGACAACAACCGAAAUGUGUCGGCCGAGAUGAAGCAAUGACGCGAUUCGAGAUUUCCUGGAAGAAUACCCGAAAUUUAAAGGUUUUUCCUUAAUGACUGGCAUCGAUGACUGACAGUAUCUUUCAAUGGUCAUGUUGGUUACUGGCAACGUUAGUCCGCGAACGUACAGGCGUAGAGACCCAGUGGUCAAUCCUCGUGCUUUGAGGAGUGGGACGCAAAUUCACCGAGUGACCCACACCAGGGCGGUCCCCUUCCGUACUCCGCCUCGAGACGUUUUUUUCUCCAUUGAAAAGUCGCUUCCUCACGAUGAACUUCAGACCGCCCGCACCAGACCUAAUAGCCGACAAUGCGCCGAUGCGAUGCAGGAUUACUUCCCUGGUGUUUCCACGAACACCGCUCCGACCCCAGUUUCCAGGCGUGAAUCAACCGUUUCAGGGGUCCAGUCCAGAUGUGCAUCGGUCCCAUUGCCAAAAGCCGACGCAAACAACGUGAACUCGGGCGAUACCGAAACGGGGCGGAGUGCCACGGCACCACCAUAUAUCAACCUGUCGCUCCAACUUUCUGAUUUGGAAAAUCUCAACAUGAGAGCUGACGAGGUAGCCACGGCUGCGAUCGAGAAAGAGCAACAGAAAUUCCACGCGGAGAGGCGUCUCAACAUCUCCUCGGCAAUGGGUGUCCGGCAGCACGGCUCCCCCCGCUACGGAAGCUUCAGUGGGACACCAACAAGAAGAAAACGGCGGGAAAGAGAGCACGCAUACUUGUGCAUGAAGUUCCGCGAACGGCCGUGUUUGCGGACAGAGAGUUUUCUGAAUGACGAUCUCUACGUUCAGGUGAACAACUUGUCCAGGGAAUGCUGCGAUGUCCUCGGGCCAAAGGCCUGCCACGAGUGCGAUAGACUGAACAGACGCAGCAAUUCCGCCCUUCGCAAUGAGGCCAACUUCCCAAGCAUCCAUAUUUCUGCCGCUAACUUUUCAACAAUGACAUUAGUCAACAGGGUGAGGCCCGAGAUGAAUACCAGGGAGGUGCUGGAGAGGCUCGCCCACGGAGACAUAUCAAGGCAGUCGCUACGCCGUCACAGGAGCAGCUCUGAAAAGAGUCAAGACCCAGCUAGCAGUGACAAUACUCCAGCUUCGCGUGCGCGCAAAACAAGCGUCAGUGCCUUCCAGGUCCCAGACGGGGUGGGUUUCUUUACCAACUUUACCGACCUAACUGCGCAGAUCUUCGCCAGAAAACGAGGGCAGAACAGGCACACUAGGCCAAAGCUGAUUAACCAGGGGGUUGGGGACACGAACAACUUACCAGUGAUCACAAACGUGGAGCUGGUUCCCAAGAAGGAAUGGGAACGAGAGAACCCUGCCAAUUACUUUGGCCCGCCCAUGCUGUCCCGCGCCGAGAUCCAGAGGCAGAAGAGCCAUCCGCGCUUCUACGCAGGUGCGCAAGGGAAGUACGAGCUGCCGGAGGCGCCCUCGUUUGACGAGAUUACCUUAAAGGCUUCGGGGGCCAGGCACCAGAGAAUUCGUCAGUUGGAGGCGCGAUCGGACACGCCCGAUUCGGAUGUGUCCCUGUGGAGCGUGAAAUCCUCACGGAAAGGCGAAGAACAGUACUCAGCUUUGAGUGAGGCUGAAACUGAUGCAGUCGACGAAGAGGCAGAGUCAGACGCCCAAGCGAGCCAGGCUCUCUCAGAUUUAGAUAAUCAGUUAGAACUAGAAACCGAUUCAGCAUGAUGCGGCAGUUGUGGGUGUCGUAGAUGAUCCAUUUUUGUCUAUUUUGACAAGAAUUGAUUUUGACGCAUUCCUAUGCCCUGCUAUAAUUUUAUGCAUAAAGUAUGGAAAUUACAUAUUCUUACACGCUUUCAAAGCAAAAAAUUGCUUCAUUACAACUAAUUUGACAUCUUUGAAAAAAAACUGCAUACGUUAAUUAAAAACGUAGAGGAAGUUGUAUUGACACUA